Messenger RNA from Exophiala aquamarina CBS 119918, 1608 nucleotides. RefSeq lists its product as uncharacterized. Gene Ontology annotation, molecular function: heme binding; iron ion binding; oxidoreductase activity, acting on paired donors, with incorporation or reduction of molecular oxygen. NCBI's taxonomy places the organism in Eukaryota, Fungi, Ascomycota, Eurotiomycetes, Chaetothyriales, Herpotrichiellaceae. The record is from RefSeq and is a predicted model, not a curated record. The transcript has 6 exons. Bases 1 to 1608 code for a protein of 535 amino acids.
AUGACGCUGUUGCUCCAAGGCGCAGCUAUUCUAUUAGCGGGGCUUGUGGUCUAUGCUUUCCUCUUUGUCGGUAGAAGAGGUCGCAACUUUCCCGAUGGCCCACCAACGCUCCCCAUCAUUGGGAACCUACAUCAGCUUCCAAAGCAAAAGAUCUACUUUCAGUUCACAGAAUGGGCGAAGAAAUACGGAGGAAUGUACUCCCUGAAGCUCGGACCUGGAAAUGUGGUUGUCCUCACAGAUCGUCGCAUUAUCAAACAAGUACUGGAGAAAAGAAGUGCAAUUUCCAGCAACCGGCCAGUAAAUAUGGUUUCUCAGAAGCUCAUCACCGAGGGCGACCACAUGUUAUGGAUGGACAACACUCCAACCUGGCGCCUGUUUCGGAAACUGCUCCACCAAGACCUGACCGAGAGCCUUUGCAACAGCCAACAUGUCAAGCUUCAGCAUGCCGAAGCCGUUCAGAUGCUGUAUGACAUGAUGCAAGACCCAGAUCAUUGGACGAAUCAUCUCAAGAGGUUCAGCAAUAGCAUCAUUAUGAGUAUAGUCUAUGGAAUCCGUUCUCCAUCGAUCAGCGCACCUCAUACGAAACAGCUUGGUGAAGCGGCCGAGAUAUGGGCCAGAAUCAACGAAUUCGGUGCUACACCUCCAGUUGACAUUUUCCCAUUCUUGAAGUGGAUCCCCCAGCGUUUCCUUGGAAACUGGGUAACCCGAUCGAUGGAAGUCCAUGAUGCCCUGCACAAUCUAUAUGGAGGUCUCCUAGAAUCAGUGAUGCGGCGAAGACAGGCGAUAGGCUCGGUAGACAGCAUGCUGGACCGGAUUCUAGAUCAACAAGAGAAGCACGGCUUGAACAAGCACCAGGUCAUGUUAUUUGCGGGUGUUACGAUCAAAGGCGGCUCAGAUACAACCGCCUCAGUACUCACAUCUACCAUUCAAGCUUUGAUCACGAACCCCGAGGUGCAGAGAAAAGCACAGGCAGAGAUCGACUCUGUCGUUGGUGAGGACCGGAUGCCAAGCUGGGACGACUAUGAGAAGCUACCAUACAUCGCUGCUAUUGUCAAGGAGUCGCAUAGGUGGCGACCAGUUGCCCCUCUCUCAGUUCCACAUGCUCUUUCUGAAGAUGAGAUUGUGGAUGGUAAAUUAUUGCCAAAGGGCACGGUCAUCUUCGUCAAUGUCUGGGGUCUCCAUCAAGACGAAUCCAAAUUUGCGAAUCCAGAUGUUUUCGAUCCUGACCACUACAAAGGCCGCCAGCUUCUGGCUGCGGAGUAUGCAAACUCGGCUGAUUACGAAAAUCGGGACCACUACGGCUAUGGCAAUGGCCGGCGACUGUGCCCCGGGAUCCACCUUGCGGAUCGAAACCUUUUCCACGCGAUCUCGAAGCUGCUUUGGGCGUUUCAUAUUGAAAAAGGGAUUGAUGCAGAGACGGGAAAGCCAGUGGCACCUGAUACUAGUAUGGCCACAGGCUACAGGGAAGGCCUCACAGCCUGUGCGUACGAGUUCCCCAUCAAACUCACGGUGAGGUCGCAAACUCGACAUAAGACAAUCAUGGGGGAAUAUGCUGCCGCCAAAGCGGAUGUUUUUCAGAAGUUUGACAAAUCGGACUUCUUCAAGUGA